Molecule: messenger RNA, 1059 nt
Organism: Helianthus annuus (common sunflower)
Lineage: Eukaryota; Viridiplantae; Streptophyta; Magnoliopsida; Asterales; Asteraceae
Exons: 1
Coding region: 1-1059 (352 amino acids)
Source: RefSeq, a predicted model, not a curated record
AUGAACAAGGCUCUUAUGUCUAAUCACAUUUGGAGCAUUGUUUCGAAACGGGAGUCUCUAUGGGUUGAAUGGGUGUAUAGCUACCGUCUUAAAGGCAAGAGUUUCUGGAUGUGUAAAACCCCUUCAAAUUGCUGUUGGUCUUGGAGAAAAUUGGCUCAGCUGAGGCCGCUCAUCAGAAAUCAUAUAUGGUCGGAGGUGGGAAAUGGUAUUAAAACUUCUGCUUGGUUCGACUAUUGGUGUGAUAUAGGUCUGCUCGGUAACUUUAUUUCGCCGAGAAACAUUUCGGAUGCUGAUUUCAUGAUGGACGAUAAUGUGGCUAACAUUUAUUCGAAUGGUUCUUGGUCUUGGCCUAUGGCAUGGAGAGAUUUAUUUCCGGUUCUUAUCCAAUUGGAUCAGCUUCAUUUGGAUCCGUCAAAACCUGAUAGAUUGCUAUGGAGGGAUGGCACUGAUAAAUCUGAGUUUUCUUCUUCGGGUGUUUGGCAUUCAAUUCGGCACAAAGAUCCAGAAGUUAAUUGGUGCAACAUUGUUUGGUUCUCGCAAUGUAUUCCCAGGCAUGCGUUUAUGAUGUGGUUGGUAAUGAAAGGUAAACUCUUGACACAAGAUAAAAUCUUAAAUUGGGAGUUGUCGCGGAGGAAGAAUAUGAAUAUGAUGUGCUGCCUGUUAUGCUACAAAAAUUUUGACUCUCAUGCACAUUUAUUCUUUGAAUGUGAGUUCUCGUCUCAAGUGUGGCUGCUUAUUCGAAACAAGGCGGGUAUGAAUACGGUCAGACCGAUAUGGGCUGAUAUUGUUGAUUGGUUGCUGGCUCGAGCUCGGUCUAAAGCGGCUGGGUUUUUUGUUGCGAAAAUUAUGGUGGCUGCUGCCUUAUAUUUCGUUUGGCAAGAAAGAAAUGCUAGACUUUUCAAAAAUCAGUUGAGGCCUCCGGAGAAAAUCGGUGAAAUUAUAUUAUCAACGGUUAGAUACAAGCUGAUGGGAGCCAAGCUCAAGACUACUGCCAGAGUGCGAAUAUUGUUGGAGGAUUGGGAAAUUCAUAAGGGAAACGUGGACGAUGAUGGUGGCUGA